GCCAGGUGUGCGCAAGCGGUUGCAGGUGAACCUCCGUGAUGGCCAGAAAAUCCGAUGUGGUGAAGAAAAUCCUGCGUUUCAAACUUCAGCUGUCAGACACAACAGAGCCUACUACGGUGCUAAAGAUUUUGCAGAAACUGAAGGAUCUGGAUAUCACAUUAGACAUUCUAGCUGAAACGGGAAUUGGCAAAACGGUUAAUUCCUUUCGGAGACACAAACAGGCUGGAGAAGUGGCCAAGUCGCUAGUUAAAGGUUGGAAAACGCUGGUCCCUAAACAAUCGUCUAGCAGGCAUGGAGAGGAUGGAGCUUUCUCUGAGAGUAAUCUGGUGAAAGUAGAUGACCUAAGCUGUCCCGACCAUGGAUGUUCGCCAGUUAAAGAUUUGCACAGUAACUCCUCAACACCCAACGGCACAGAUCUGGACACCUCCGAUGAAGCCCCAUCUAAAACACAGAAGAAAAAAGCUGAAACAGAAAAAAGACAACUUGAAGAGAUGAUUAAAAAAAGAAAAAAGAAUAGUGAAAAUUUAAAAAAUCAGCAAGAAAACCACAGAAAUCUUCCGAAGAACAUUUUGACAAGUGACACUAAAUUUCAAGCUGAUGACUCUGGUGUGUCCAAAAAGAAAAAAAAAAGCUGCGAUAAUUUGUUGGGGAGCAAAAACAACUGCCAAAAUCCUAAAUUCAGAUCUGAUUCAAAUGAGAGGCUGAGAAGAACUUCUGAGGCUGGAAGGUUCAAGUUGGAAAGAGAAUCGGACUCAAAGUCAAAGGAAUCGACGCCAGAAAGCCGAAAGUCUUUUUCAUCCAGAGACAAACCUUCCAAAAAAAUAAAAGAGGUGAAAGAUAAUUGGUCUUCAGAUGUAUCAAAGAGAUCAGAUGUCCAUAAAAGAAAGAGGAAAAAAUCAGAUAGAGGAAAACAGGAUGCAAUAAAAUCCAAACCAGACUCUGAAAACAAAAAAUAUUCCAAACACAAAAAGGCCAAAAUGGAGAGUCCCAGUGAUCCGGAAGAGCCGUCUAUGUCUUUCGAAUCUUACUUGAAUUAUGAUGAGGAUAUUUUAAAAAGAAAAGAGCAAACUGGUGUGAAAAAAGCUCAAAAGACGUAUAAAAUCUCAGCAAAAGAGCAGACGACUAAAGAUCCUGUCACAAAACCAGUAACAUCGCCCGAUCCUGUCCCAAAACAGAUGGCACCAGAUGCUCUAAUACACCUGAUGGACAUCCCUUUACCUGCUCUGCCUGAAUUAGAAAAGCCUUCAAGUGUUGACUACAUAGAGAAAAGGGCUGAGAAAGAGCCUGAUUUCUGUGACGUCUCAGAGGACUCCGCAAUCUUCACUGGCCAGCGGCUCAACAGGAAGAUGCAAGUGUACUCUGGUACCAAAACCCUUUUCCUCCCUACUAUGAUGAGCUUGUUUCAGCAGUGUAUCCGCACGCUCCAGAACAAUAUUAACCUGCUGCACGAAACUGGUGGAGUCCCAUUUGAUCUCCUUGAGCCGGUGCUGGAGAGGUGCACGCCGGAACAGCUGCUGCGCAUAGAGGAAUGCAACCCAAUCUACGUGGGAGUGACUGACGACUUGUGGGGAAAACACUGCCAGAGGGAUUUUAAACACUGCAGACUUCAGGAAUAUGAGUCAUGGAAAGAGAUGUAUGUCAGGCUGUCUGAGGAGAGGGAGAGGAAGCUCAGAACACUGACGAAAUCCAUCGUCUCAGCACAGUCUAUGAAACCAAAGGGUAUGUGCGUGGUACAGAAAACACCUGUCUCGUUUCUUAAAGGACGGCAGGUGAAGAUGGCAUUUAUUCACAGUGUUGCUAAGCCACCAAGAGAUGUGCGAAUUCAGCAGGAAAUUCAUGGAACUGCUGUUCAGCAGCCACAUCUUCUCAAGAGCAGCGUCAAAUCUCAGGACAAUCAAACGAGGUCCAGUUGUGUUGAGCCCAGCAGGUCUAGCAGCACCAGCUCCGCAGGGAGCAACGCCCACGACCCUCGCAAGAAAACAAAAAUCGCUCCAAUGAUGGCGAAGUCUUUAAAGGUCUUUAAGAAACAGCUGGGACGCAGAUAAACUCUGUGACGUUGCUCUAGAGACGAGAUGCACAGAAAUUGUAACUUCAGACAUUCAGCUUAUGUUCUCUUCAAUUUGUAUUUGUCCCUGUUCACUUAAAUAAGGGCAACUGCAUUUUUCUGUUAAUUCCCCUCACCAAUAAAUGGACAAUAUGACAUCA
This is a messenger RNA of Nothobranchius furzeri (turquoise killifish), 2205 nucleotides long. It is a transcript of the gene eloal, whose product is annotated as elongin A, like. The record is from RefSeq and is a predicted model, not a curated record. NCBI's taxonomy places the organism in Eukaryota, Metazoa, Chordata, Actinopteri, Cyprinodontiformes, Nothobranchiidae. Gene Ontology annotation, cellular component: nucleus; elongin complex. Gene Ontology annotation, biological process: transcription elongation by RNA polymerase II.